Molecule: messenger RNA, 2331 nt
Organism: Triticum dicoccoides
Lineage: Eukaryota; Viridiplantae; Streptophyta; Magnoliopsida; Poales; Poaceae
Exons: 2
Coding region: 66-1958 (630 amino acids)
Source: RefSeq, a predicted model, not a curated record
UAAGCUUAGCUAGCUAAAACCAAAAUACCCAAGUGAACAAGGGAGGAAGAGGAAGCACCGCGUGCAUGGGUGUCUCAGAUGCAAUGCAAUGGUUGAGGGUGCUGGUGUGGAUGGCGCACAUAGGCGGGGAUGCCCUAGCGGUCUACGCUCUCGCCAUCCUCUUCAACCGCCAAAAGCAGCAAACUGCUGAUGUGGAGAGCGACGCUCUCGAGCUCAUAUGGGUGCCUUUCCUCCUCAUUCACCUCGGAGGCCAGAACAUAAGUGCCUACAGCCUCGAGGACAAUGAGCUUUGGAAGCGGCAUGUCAUAACUCUGGUGUCACAAGUCGCGGUCGCCUUGUACAUCUUCUGCAAGUGGUGGUCCGGCCAGAAGAAACUCCUUCAGGCGGCAGUCUUGCUCUUUGUCGUUGGCAUCCUCAAGUUCACUCAGAAGCCAUGGGCCCUCCGGAGGGCCAGCUUCAAUAGCAUGGCUUCCAGAAGUCUGUCCGUGCAAAGAGAAAAAGGAUACAUUCCUCCAUGUUGGACAUGGUGCACUGUGAAUUGCGGGGAUUUUGCUUCAGUGGGGCGGGAAGGAGAGGAAGGACACAAACGCAAUCUUUCACUUGAAGAAUAUGCAAAAGAUGCAAAGAAGCUUGUAAAAGAGACGGAGCUGGCGAGUGGAAAUGACCAAAGAACAGCAUAUCAAAAGUUUCGACGCCGUGCAAUGAACUACAUCUCUAUGAUGCUGGUGGAUCUAUCUACUCGGUACUCUGUUCGUCUUAACUAUCUGCAGUAUUUCCUCAAGCUGGAUAACAAGUAUGGACACAAAAUUUUACGGAUAUGGGCUAGGGAUACAUAUGGUGCCUUGUACACCAAAACAAGAUCACUCAACAGUUGUGUUGGCUUCUGCUCAUGGUUCUUGCUUCCGUUCCUGACAUUAGCUUCCCUGGUGCUCUUCGUCAAGAGUAACAAGGAUGGUUACAAUAAGAACGACGUGAUAGUAUCAUACAUCCUGUUUGCUUGCACAGUCAUGAUUCAAUUGUUGCCCUUUGUGCUCAGGCUCGGAAGCAAAACUGCUACUUGGCCAGACAUGGUUUCACAGCACAAUCUCAUGUGCUUCUGUGCUCGCAAGAAGCAGCCCACCACUUUGAUGAAACUUGCUGCCUUCAAGUGCUUCAGGGAGUACACUAACAAGCAUUGGUACAAUUGGCAGGUGCCUGCGGCCUUUGAGAUUGAAGGGUUGAUUCGCCGGUACAUAAAAGAUGGGUGGGAGUGCAUACAUGAUGCUGCCACAUACAGAAGAUUCAACAAUCUCAGGGGACAACAGGCUCUGUCGAAGCACCCUCAGCUGGGACAACAACUCGGUUGGAGCCUCAACCUACCGUUCGACGAGAUUGUCCUUGUGUGGCACAUAGCCACAGACCUCUGCUUCUACCACCCCAACACAUCCUCCCAAGGUCUAAGUGGAGACACCACCCUACGCAGCAGGCAGAUAUCCAACUACAUGAUCCACCUGCUUUUCAUGUGUCCUGAGAUGCUAAUGCCAGGGACGAGACAAGAUUGGUUCACAGUUGCUUGCAAUGAUAUCAAGCACAUUCUCACGGACCAGAAUGAUCCACGAAGCAUUGCACAGAGGAUUCUUCUCAUGGAACAUGGUGAACUUAAAGGAGAUGUCGUUCCCAAUGCGCACAAACUCGCAAAGAAGCUCAUGGAACACCCCAACGAGGAAGAGAGGUGGAAGGUGAUCCAAGGUGUGUGGGUGGAGAUGCUCUGUUAUUCUGCCAGUAGGUGCAGAGGCUACCUGCAUGCCAAGAGCCUGGGUGAUGGCGGGGAGUUCCUCACAAAUGUCUGGUUCUUAUGGUCGUUGAUGGGAAUGGAAAUCCUGGGCGACAAGAUCCACAUACCAAGUCAGCUUCUUGAAGAAGAGAUCUGCAUAACAAGUCAACCUCUUGAAAUAGAAAUCAUGGAUGCUCCCGUUUGAAAUUAUAUCAGUCAGUGUGUGCUGGUAAUUUCCAGCUCUCCUCUUCCGGUUGUGCUGCUUUUCAUUUCAUUUCUUUUCCUAUUUUGAGUUGAGUGUGCUGCUGGUUUCUAAACUUGUGUGCUUUGCUUUCAACAAGAGACCGCGAGUUGAGUGCGCACCCGGUGUCGAGCAUGUUCGCACUGGGGAAUGUCCUAGUAAUGCAGCCGUUCGCGUCGCGCCUGAUUCUAGCUGUGGGAUGGCGCAGCUACGAAAGAAUCAUGGCACGGAGCGAGCGGAUUGUCAUAGCACCCAUGAGGCCAUGACUCAUGGGGUCUGUUUGAUCUUGUUUAUUUAAGCUAUUUGUGUGCCCUGUGCUGUGCCCAAACUUGUCUGC